This is a messenger RNA of Pyricularia grisea, 1290 nucleotides long. RefSeq lists its product as uncharacterized. The transcript has a single exon. The record is from RefSeq and is a predicted model, not a curated record. Bases 1 to 1290 code for a protein of 429 amino acids. NCBI's taxonomy places the organism in Eukaryota, Fungi, Ascomycota, Sordariomycetes, Magnaporthales, Pyriculariaceae. Gene Ontology annotation, cellular component: nucleolus; nucleoplasm.
AUGACAAGCUCUGCCCCACCAGCUUGGCUCUUUGGCGACACUCCUUCCCGCGAGGCGAUCGACGAACGCGACACAUCGAUAAACGACACAUCUGCAAUGGCUCCCAAAAAGGUGUCCAAGUCGGGCAAAGAAAAGGCAAAGGGCAAGAGCACCACCAGCUCAGGCCAGCCUUCUGCCCAGCUUCUCGAUCUUGUCGAGUCUUUCCUUUCCGACUUUUCAAGCAAGAAAGCCCUGGAAGAGUUCAAGCAGCACAGAGCGAAGAAGGGGCUUCCCAAGAGCUCCGCGAAGCCAUCGGAGACUCUUGUCGCUGUUUUCCAGAGCUGGGAGUCUAGCUCCAAGGCCGUCGCGCCAGUGAAGGGUGAAGAUGGCGACCAAGAUAUGAUGGAUGUGGACGCCGACUCGGAGUCUUCUGACGCCGAGAGUGAAAAUGACAAAAAGGUCGCGGCCAAGCAGAAGAGGCCAUUGAAGAGGAAGGCACCCUCUAGCAGCUCGUCAUCCUCCAGCUCCUCUAGCUCUGAAUCGAGUUCCGACUCCAGCUCCGAGGAUGAGGCCCCCAAGGCCAAGAAGCGCAAGGUGGCCAGCGCCCCUGCCCCUGAUUCGUCGUCGUCCUCUUCUUCCUCGUCCUCGUCAUCUUCGAGCUCCUCAUCCUCAUCCGAAGACGAUAGCGAUGAUAAAGAGGCCGUAGUCGAGAAUGACAGCUCUUCAUCGUCGUCUUCGUCGAGCUCGUCUUCGUCGUCUUCCUCCGACUCCGAUUCCGACUCAGACUCGGACUCCUCAUCGGAAGACGAAAAGGCUGCGAACGUUCCCCUCCCCGACUCUGACUCCGACUCCAGCUCCUCGUCCGACGAUUCUUCAAGCGAUUCGAGUGACUCCGACUCGUCCGACUCGGAUAAAAAGACCAAGAAAGAGAAGAAAGCUCAAGCUGAGGACAAGAGCGGGUCAGACUCGUCCGACACGGUCAAGACUUCGCCUCAAGUCUUCCCUGUCAGCGAGUUUGCACCGCUGCCCCCGGACCCUACCAAGACCAACAACCGUAAGAAGAGCGGCCCCGCGGAGCCCAAGAAGCCAAACGAGCCAUUCUCUCGCAUCCGAAAGGACAUCAAGGUCGACCCGCGCCUGAAGUCUAAUGCAUUCAACCCAGCAGACGACUGGGGACGUCAGGCGAAUGAAGACCUGAUUGUAACCAGGGGCAAAGGGUUCACCAAGGAGAAGAACAAGAAGAAGAAGGGAAGCUACCGUGGUGGUCGCAUUGAUACCACUGCCCGUAACGGUAUCAAGUUUGACGACUAG